This is a messenger RNA of Strongyloides ratti, 2607 nucleotides long. Its product is annotated as AMP deaminase 2. Gene Ontology annotation, biological process: AMP metabolic process; IMP salvage. The transcript is spliced from 5 exons. The record is from RefSeq and is a predicted model, not a curated record. NCBI's taxonomy places the organism in Eukaryota, Metazoa, Nematoda, Chromadorea, Rhabditida, Strongyloididae. Bases 1 to 2607 code for a protein of 868 amino acids. Gene Ontology annotation, molecular function: AMP deaminase activity. Gene Ontology annotation, cellular component: cytosol.
AUGUCUGAUGAAAUAUCAAAAACUUCAGUAAAUUUUUUUAAUCCAACUGAUGAGACUUGUUCUGAUUCAUUAACUUUUGACAUUGAGGAGAAUGAAAAGGAUUUAGAUAAAAUGAUUAAUAAAAAUAAACAUUUUGUUAAUAUAAAUGAUAUUUCAUUAAAAAGUGUUGAUUCUGAGAUAUUUGAUUCUGGUCCUUUUCAAGCUUCUAAUAGUGAUGCAAAUCAUGUUGUAUCAUCUCCAUUUGAAGUACCACAUUAUCCUAUUGAGAUUCAGGAAGGAAGAAUGCAACGACAAAGAGAAAUAUCAACAAGUCUCGAGUUUAAAAAUAAUGAUCAAGAAAAGCGACGAUUUUCUUUGCAGGCACGUCUUGAAUCAUUCAAUAGUCAUCCUCCAAUACAUUCUAAAGUGAAUGAUACACCUCAAAAUAAGGAAAUUCCAUUGAAAAAUGAAAAAGAGAUAAUACCAUUUUCUCAGGAAAUUAUUAAAAAUAUUAAUAAUAAGGAUUUAAAUGAAGAAGAAAUGUUACAAAUUGAAGAUUUACAACAUGUUGAAAUGCAUACAUUCCGAGAUGCUAUUGAUGUUAAUUAUCAAAGAAUGGCUAUUACUGGAGAAGAUAUGUCGGGUUUAGUUUUAGAAGAUAUUGUUAAAGCAUCUCAACAAAUAAUAGAAGCUUUACAAUUACGUGCUGAAUAUAUGGAAUUAAUAGGAAACUACUUUCCAACAACAACAAAAAAUUUUAUAUCUGGUGUAUAUCCUAAAAAUUUACCUAAAUGUAGAAGAAAAAAUACAGAUGCCAUUUCUGUACCUGGAAAGGAGGAUAAAAAUGAUGCUGGAUACAGUUCAAUAUUUCGUCGUGAUUCAUCAAUUGUUAGCCUUAGUUCUUUAAACAAAUUAUCAAUUAAUGGAGUGUCCAGCACUUCUUUUCAUCCACCACAACCUCCAGAGGAUCAUUGGGAAUUAAAUAUUGAUGUACCAAAAUUUCCUGAAAAAUAUAUAUUAAAAAAUGAUCGUGGAAUAACAUUAAUUUGUGAUGAAAAUGGAAAACCUGUAGAAAAAUUUAGAAAAUAUUAUCUUACAAAAGAAAAAUUUUUAAAAGAUACAGAAAAAAUGGUUGGUCUUAUUGUAGAUGGACCAUUGAAAUCAUUUUGCUUUAGAAGAUUAAGUUACUUACAAAAUAAAUUUCAACUUCAUGUUUUAUUAAAUGAACUUCGUGAACUUCAUGAACAAAAAUCUGUUCCACAUAGAGAUUUUUAUAAUAUAAGAAAAGUUGAUACUCAUAUACAUGCUUCAAGUAGUAUGAAUCAAAAACAUUUACUUAGAUUUAUUAAGAAAAAAAUAAAAACUGAAAAAGAUGUCGUUGUAUUGGUUAAAAAUGGUAAACCAGUUACAAUGGAUGAAGUUUUUAAAAAUCUUGGUAUUACACCUUAUGAUUUAUCUGUUGAUAUGCUUGAUGUUCAUGCUGAUAGAAAUACUUUUCAUAGAUUUGAUAAAUUUAAUCAUAAAUAUAAUCCUGUUGGUGAAAGUACUUUAAGAGAAAUUUUUAUUAAAACUGACAAUUAUGUCAAUGGUAAAUAUUUUGCUGAAGUUUUAAAAGAAGUUUUUACUGAUUUAGAAGAAUCUAAGUAUCAAAAUAUUGAACCAAGACUUAGUAUUUAUGGAAGAAAUAAAAAUGAAUGGAGUAAAUUAGCUAAAUGGGCUAUUGAACAUGAUGUCUGGUCUACAAAUUCAAGAUUCUUAAUUCAAAUUCCAAGACUUUAUGACAUUUAUAAAGCUUCUAAAAUGAUAGAUAAUUUUGGUGAAAUUUUAGAUAAUAUUUUUACACCAUUAUUCGAAGUUUCAAAUGAUCCAUCAUCUAAUCCCGAUCUUCAUAGAUUUUUAACUCAAGUUUCAGGUAUUGAUUCUGUAGAUGAUGAAUCUAAACAUGAAUAUGUUCAUUUUGACAAGUCAACACCAGAACCAGCUGAAUAUAGAGAUAGUGAAAAUCCACCUUACAAUUAUUAUUUGUAUUACAUGUAUGCUAAUAUAACUGUUUUAAAUGCUUUAAGAAGAUCUAGAGGAUUAAAUACAUUUUCAUUAAGACCACAUUGUGGUGAAGCAGGAUCAAUUAAUCAUUUAAUUACAGGAUUCCUUACAUCUGAAUCUAUUGCACAUGGUUUAAUGCUUCGAAAAGUUCCUGUUCUUCAAUAUCUUUUUUAUCUUACUCAAAUGGGAAUUGCUAUGUCACCAUUGUCAAAUAAUUCACUUUUUAUCCCUUAUCACAGAAAUCCAUUACCUGAAUAUUUGAUGAAAGGACUUAAUGUUUCCCUUUCAACUGAUGAUCCAUUGCAAUUCCACUUUACAAAAGAAGCUUUGAUGGAGGAAUAUUCAAUUGCUGCUCAAGUAUGGAAACUAUCAACUUGUGACAUGUGUGAAUUAGCUAGAAAUUCUGUUAUGCAAUCCGGUUUUGAAGAUAAUGUUAAAAUUCAUUGGUUGGGACCAAAUUAUAAAGAAGAAGGAGUAUUGGGUAAUGAUGUUUCAAGAACAAAUGUUCCAGAUAUUAGAGUAUCCUUCCGUCAUGAAGCAUUAGUAGAUGAAUUAUCAAACAUCUUCAGUCAUCGUCUUGAUUAA